Clonostachys solani is the source of this 426-nucleotide messenger RNA. NCBI's taxonomy places the organism in Eukaryota, Fungi, Ascomycota, Sordariomycetes, Hypocreales, Bionectriaceae. The record is from the annotation of a GenBank genome assembly.
AUGAAGGCCGCCGUUAUCCUCUCCCUCGUUGCCGCCGCCAUGGCUGGCGUGCUCGAGGUUCGCAACUGCGCUGGUGACAACUGCGCACGUCAAGUAACGCAAAUCGACAGUGGCACUCGUGAUGGUCUCAGCCCCAUCGAGUCUCGCAAGGCCGACUGCACCAGCUUCCAGACCUCUACCGUUACCCCCGAUGCUGUUACCACAACUGUCACCGUCACCGUCGACAGCGACACUCCCGCCAAGCUCCGCCGCAACGUCCGCGCCGUCACCGACGUCCCUACCGUCGUCCCUGCCUACGCUUCCGCCUGCGACGGCUCCAGAUACGCCUCUGCCUGCAGCUGCUGGGGCAUCACCGCCGGCGUCACCACCGCCCCCACCCCCACCAGCACCGUCACGACCACCGUCACCCAGGACUACUGCGAGGAC